Mollisia scopiformis is the source of this 1170-nucleotide messenger RNA. RefSeq lists its product as uncharacterized. The record is from RefSeq and is a predicted model, not a curated record. Lineage: Eukaryota; Fungi; Ascomycota; Leotiomycetes; Helotiales; Mollisiaceae. The coding region runs from base 1 to 1170 and encodes 389 amino acids. The transcript is spliced from 3 exons.
AUGCCUCCACAAUAUAGGAGCAAAAAGAGACGAACCAACCGGACUUCCAAGACUGAGCGGGGGCUUUCGUUACAAUCCGUCCUAGCCAAACCGUCGGCACAACCUCUUGACAAAGCCGCCUCGCACAUUUCUCCACCUCCUCAUCUCCGUGCAUAUUCCGAAUCGCAAGAUAUUGCCCCCUAUCAGUCUCUUCCCCGUGGUGCUGCAGAGACUCUCCUGGCAAGAGACCAACGGAACGGUAUGAUUGGAGAUCCUCCCCUGAUGUCCACCGACCCUCCAGAUGUUCCUCCUACUCGGCGCCACUCUCGUCGUCAGGGUCUGAAGGUCACCUUCGCUGAAGACGUCAUACUCGGAGAUCCUCCUCUUGUCAAUGAUACUCCGAUCACGCCAGCUCGAAAAGUGCUCCCUACGAGAUCUGUUCUCGAGAGUCCUACCUGGGAAGUCAACACUCCUGAGGAGAUUGAGUCAUUCCGCUCUACUCGGAAACGUCAGUUCGGGCAAUACAUGGAGAAUUCCGAGACCGGGACGGCUCUCGAAGAUGACAGUUGGUCCAGAGGUACUUCUCCUUCUCGAGAGUCGCAUGGAAACCUUGGUCAGCAACAUCAUACCGCACCUGGUAGCGCGCAACCAACAUCUACCCCUGCGAAUGUCGACAGACAGCAACAAUCUAGAACGAACAUAAACUCAAUAACCGACUAUUUCUCAUGCAGUCUAUCGUUUCUCUUCCGCGAAGCUCUUAGACGAAGUCUGAACACUAAGCCGAGCGCCGAAUUUGUGGACAGACUCGUCUUCAAAGAUGAACUGGCCGCAAGCACAUACGUAGCUACCGAGACUCGUCGUGGCUGGCUCGUUCACAGCUUGUAUGAUCAAGAUAUACAGGAGCAGAUCACGGCCUGGAACACUUUGGUUGAUUCAGGGGGCCUUAAUGGAUUAGACAAGAACGUUCUUGUAAAACUGCAAUCGGACAUUGGUGAUGCAAUAAAAAUAAUGGUGACGCAGAAGCGUGUUGCUGAAUUGGCUCUGAUGCGGCUCCGUGAGGCAGCUCUCAAUAGAAAGGUUGGGCUUGACAGUCCAGAUCGAUUGACUGGCCUUGCAGCUUUGAGAGGCAGCUUCUGGUGGAAAAAGUUGGGACUGGAUAACGGCGAUGGCAUCGAUCAGUGGGUGUGGUAA